CAAGGCAUGCCGGGGUCGUGGAGGAGUGAACGGUGGUGGGAAGACUAGGAAGGAAGCGCGGGGAGGCGCCAUGGCUGUGCUGCUUGAGACCACGCUGGGAGACUUAGUGAUUGAUUUGUACACGGAGGAGAGGCCGAGAGCUUGUUUAAAUUUCCUGAAGCUUUGCAAGACCAAAUAUUACAAUUACUGCCUUAUACAUAAUAUACAGAGAGAUUUUAUCAUACAAACUGGAGAUCCCCUGGGGACUGGCCGUGGAGGUGAAUCCAUAUUUUGCAAAUUGUAUGGUGAUCAAGCUAGAUUUUUUGAAACAGAGAAAGUGCCAAGAAUUAAGCACAAGAAAAGGGGAACAGUGUCAAUGGUAAACAAUGGGAGUGAUCAGCAUGGAUCUCAGUUUCUUAUUACUACAGGAGAAAACUUAGAUUAUCUAAAUGGUGUACAUACGGUGUUUGGUGAAGUAACAGAAGGCAUGGAUGUAUUGAUGAAGAUUAAUGAGGCCUUUGUCGACAAGGAUUUUGUUCCAUAUCAAGACAUCAGAAUAAAUCAUACAGUGAUCUUAGAUGAUCCAUUUGAUGAUCCUCCUGGUUUGGCUAUACCAGACCGUUCACCAGAGCCUACAAAAGAACAGUUGGAUAGUGGGAGGAUAGGAGCUGAUGAAGAAAUCGAUGACUUCAAAGGCAGGUCUGUGGAUGAAAUGGAAGAAAUUCUGGCAGAGAAAGAGGCAAAAACACAGGCUAUUCUCUUGGAAAUGGUUGGAGACUUACCUGAUGCAGAUAUCAAACCACCUGAAAAUGUUCUUUUUGUCUGCAAACUUAAUCCUGUGACAACUGAUGAAGACCUUGAAAUCAUAUUUUCCCGAUUUGGUCCAAUAAAAAGUUGUGAAGUGAUUCGAGAUUGGAAGACUGGUGAAUCUCUCUGCUAUGCCUUCAUUGAGUUUGAGAAGGAAGAAGAUUGUGAGAAAGCUUACUUUAAGAUGGAUAAUGUCUUAAUAGAUGACAGGCGAAUACAUGUUGAUUUUAGCCAAUCUGUUGCAAAGGUUAAAUGGAAAGGAAAAGGUGGGAAGUAUACCAAGGAGGAUUUCAAAGAAUAUGAAAAAGAUCACAGCAAAACCUCUAAAUUAAGUCUGAAGGAGAAAGUAAAGCCCAAGCAAGACUCCAAAUAUGACCUCGUGCUGGAGAAUGAAGAGGAGGAAGCCAGACCCAGCCACCGGCAUGACGAUAGAAAGAGGAGACAUCAUCACUCAGACGACACUGAUGAGGAUGAGAAGAGAAGCAAAAAAUCUAAGGAACCUAACCGAAGGCACAGAGAAGAAUGUAGUAGGGAGAAAAGAAAAAGUGACAAGCGAGAGAGAUGCCGGAGCCAUUCUCGGGAGAGAGAAAGCCACCACAAAAAGUCUAAAGACAAGCAUCCCGAGGAAGCCUGGGAAAGAGAGCUGCAUGAAGAGAAAAAGUCAGGCAGGAACCCCAAGAAGUCCAAAGAUAAGGAAAAGUCCAAAUAUAAAUGAAAGUGGAUUAAUGGAAAGCAGCCGUUCCCCAGCAUUUAUCCGCCAUUAGAAACUGCUGCAGUGCCUCCCCUUCCCGGACGUCUUCAACCUCCCUCUCUGACUCUGCGCCGUGGAGUUCUGUGGGAGGAUGUCUUUAUUGGGUGGAUUCUGCUGCUGUCUUUGUUGUGUUUGGAAGUUGCAGAUUGUGGACAUCAGAGGAAUUCAUGCUACAGAAGAGUAGCAAGGAAUCUGCAGCAUUUUGGGUUAUUACUCAUAGCAAUUUACUGUUGCUACCGCCAGAAGGGAAUUCUAAAUCACUUUUAAUAUUCUAAGAGGAAUAUUGAGGACAUUAUUCAAGACAGGAUGAGUUUACUUCCCUUUUUCUUAAAGGAAACUAUUGAUGAGUGAAGAGUGUACUAUUACAUGAGAUAAGGGAGAUCUGUGUUUGUCUCACAAACUUGUUGCCAGCUGAGGCUUCCUGUUGUAUCUAUACAAAUAAAUAGUAUGAUGCAUAGUUCGUCACAUGCACUCACAUGUGCCGAUAGUACUUCUAAGAGUUCAUCUCAUGGAAGUGGCUCUCAGUACCUUUCCUUUCAGAGAGGAAAUGAGAGGCAUCACUUCGCACUGUAGCAGUAUACUAUAGGGAUACAUCUGGAUUAUCACAAAAGAGAUCCCCAUUUUGUAGUGGCUGCAAUAUCUCCAUGCACAUGUUUAGUUUCACUGCCAUUUAAUACAGCAACAUUCACCUAGUCCAGCAAACGUGUAAGUAGAGUUUAUGUCAAUUAGGAAGGUAUAGCAAAGGUUUUAUACUGGGAUUUAGUUUUUAAAAUUCAGCACUGUUUGCUAAUGUAAAAUUACACGUUCUUAAUGUAGAAGCUAUCAGCCCCCAUCCCCACAUACGUAUGUGGUAGGUUUUUUACUUGUUCUAAGCACAUUCAUUUUAUGAAAGCAAUUUAUAAUAUUAUGCCAAUGAGAAAGCGAUAGAUUACUUGUUCUGGAAAACACAACUAUUUGUUGCUAUAAGCAAACAGUAUCAGCAAAAAAGAACAUGCUUGUUAAACUAUAGCUACAGGUAUAAACUGCAACAGGGUAAUUUUUUCUGUCUCUAGUUUUUUUUUUAACUAGACCCUUUUAUUAGCUAUUAUGUUUUAAAAAAAAAGUAAUUUGUAAAUGACUGUUAGAUUUUCUCCCUUAAAGCAUUCUUCACAAAUGCAUGUCAUCAUCUGUGGACUAUUUGUUCAUAUUAAACCAUGCAGUGAAAGAACAA
Candoia aspera is the source of this 2747-nucleotide messenger RNA. It is a transcript of the gene PPIL4, whose product is annotated as peptidylprolyl isomerase like 4. Gene Ontology annotation, cellular component: nucleus. NCBI's taxonomy places the organism in Eukaryota, Metazoa, Chordata, Lepidosauria, Squamata, Candoiidae. Bases 71 to 1501 code for a protein of 476 amino acids. The record is from RefSeq and is a predicted model, not a curated record. Gene Ontology annotation, molecular function: RNA binding; peptidyl-prolyl cis-trans isomerase activity. The transcript has 13 exons. Gene Ontology annotation, biological process: protein peptidyl-prolyl isomerization.